Molecule: messenger RNA, 2232 nt
Organism: Mytilus californianus (California mussel)
Lineage: Eukaryota; Metazoa; Mollusca; Bivalvia; Mytilida; Mytilidae
Product: toll-like receptor 13
Exons: 2
Coding region: 268-1323 (351 amino acids)
Biological process (GO): inflammatory response; toll-like receptor signaling pathway; immune response
Cellular component (GO): membrane
Molecular function (GO): protein binding; transmembrane signaling receptor activity
Source: RefSeq, a predicted model, not a curated record
UUUCGCAUCAGUGUAUGGAAGAUAAACAGAGGAAAGUUGUAUAAAGAACCAACCUUUAAUUAUCAGCUGAAAACAAUAGAGCCUACCGCUUUUAACAGCACGUCGUUGAUCAGUGUAUAUUUUGGAUACAACAAUUUUCGAUUUGACAAGACCAAUAACAAGAACGCUAGGUUUAAUGCAGAACAUAUAUUUAAACACUCGCCGUCAUUACAACUUUUAGAUUUAACGAAUAACUACCUGCCGUCUGACAAAACUACACUAGUUCUGAUGUUUGGUCAUUUGGAUGAGCUGAAAUAUUUGAUUUUACAAGCGGUAGGUUUGAAAGAACUUCAUCCUAACUUUUUUAGAAAUUUGACAUCCUUAGAGAAAAUAAAUCUUGAAGGAAAUUUCAUAAAUUCUUGGGCGCCAGACACUUUUGCUAGUAUGCGUAGCAUAAAGUAUAUAAACUUAAGAAAUAAUUUGAUACAUGCACUGAACAAAUCAUCUUUACCUGAAAACAUUUUGCACCAACUAGAAAAAUUGGACCUUGCAAAGAAUCCAUUUACUUGUACAUGUGACCUCAUGUGGUUCAGAAACUGGAUUCGAACAACAAAAGUAGACUUGUCCUCAGCUUUUCCACGAGCGUACACGUGUAAUUUUCCUGCUGAAAUGCGAGGUCGAUUAGUUAUUAAAUACAAUCCAACCCAAGAGAGUUGCGAACAAUCUGAUCCGUUUAUAGUAAUCGCAAUAAUUUUGUCUUCAUUUGCAUUUUUGGUGAUAAUUGUAAUAUUAUUAGCUUACAAGGGUCAUACCUAUAUAAGGAACUAUUGCUAUAUUAUGCGAUUGCGUAGACUUCGAAAACAGGGAUAUUUACGUCUUAACAAUAGUGAUGAUUUUGAAUUCCAUGCGUUUGUAGUGUACUGCGAUGCUGAUAGGGAAUGGGUUCAUAGUGAGUUCAUCACACGACUGGAAAAUGAAAGUAUUAAAUUAUGUGUUCAUCAUCGUGAAUUUGAUCCGGGAGUCCCAAUCACAGAAAACAUAGACAAGUAUAUGAACAAAUCAUGGAAAGUUGUGAUUAUAAUGAGUAACGAUUUUGCUAGAAGCGAUUGGUGCCAAUGGGAAUGUGAUUAUGUUCAAGAAAGAAGACGUCGACAAGGAAAAGAUGCAUGUGUUCUAAUCAUGCUGAAGGCGAUUGAUGCAUAUCAUAUGACCAGUGGUAUACGGUCCUUGUUGCAUACAACGCCGUACCUACGCUACAAGAAAGGCAUAGGGGAAGCUUUGUUUUGGCAAGCAGUGCUGAAUACUCUUAGAAGACCACUUAGUGUGCCACCUAUGGCCAUUUAAUAUGUCCAUGGAAAGUGUAACGAUUAUUCAUCUUCUGUUGUUAAUUGUCAUUUCCGUGAAUAACACGUUCCGUUGACUCCUUAAACAUUAACAUAAACUUUGUUAUCAUAAUUGUUUUAUUGAUAAAAUUUAUAAUUAUACUGUUGUCAUUUAGUCAUGAGUCUGGUAUUUUGUAAGCUAAAUACCAAUUCGCUGAUUUUUAUAGUUUAAAAUAAAACUACAAUGUUUUUUUAAUUUUUUUUUUAUAUUGAACAAGAUGCUGUCAACCAGCACUAGUACUGCUCAUAACAUUUCUGUACGAAAUAAACACCAGACAUUAUUUUAAGUAGUACAUCUAGUUUUUUGUUAAUUUGUUGACAAUUGGCGUAUAAAAAUGUGAUGCAUGCAUAAUUAAGGAUAAUACUAGUACCUGAUUUGUAUGAACUUAAACUUUAGUUAAAAGAUUUAGAAAGCUGUGAAAAUUGAAACAAGAUAUGGUUGAUUAGAUAGGGGUUUUGAAUUGGUGGUCGGACACCUGUAGACUAUGAUAUUAUCAUAACAGAAAAGUAUGUAAGUUCUUUGAGCAUGUUUUCCUAAACUAUGAGCAUUCUACGAUAUUUGUUUUUGAUUUUGUACUUUUACUUUGUAUUUUGUUGUCUGUUAUACCGAUAUCACAUAUAGCAACGCAUUUCCUUGUAUUAACAUUUAGUUUUAACUUUGUACUUUGUAUAUUUGUUGUCUGUCAUAUCGGUAUCAUAUAGCAAGGCGCGUUUCCUGUAUUGAUUUUCAUUAUAAUUGUAUAACUUUCUUCUGUGUAUCUAUUAAUAUUGUGUUAACUUUGUACUUUGUAUUUUUGUUGUAUGUCAUAUCGGUAUCAUAUAGCAUUGCGUGUUUCCUGUAUUGAUUUUCAUUAUAUAAUUGUAUAACUUU